Messenger RNA from Pungitius pungitius (ninespine stickleback), 4958 nucleotides. RefSeq names its product transient receptor potential cation channel, subfamily C, member 5a (gene trpc5a). The transcript is spliced from 18 exons. The coding region runs from base 340 to 3543 and encodes 1067 amino acids. Gene Ontology annotation, biological process: calcium ion transmembrane transport; regulation of cytosolic calcium ion concentration. Gene Ontology annotation, molecular function: inositol 1,4,5 trisphosphate binding; store-operated calcium channel activity; protein binding. The record is from RefSeq and is a predicted model, not a curated record. Lineage: Eukaryota; Metazoa; Chordata; Actinopteri; Perciformes; Gasterosteidae. Gene Ontology annotation, cellular component: plasma membrane; cation channel complex.
GGAGGGAGAGAGCUCCACCUCCCUCUCCGCAUCAGAAGCCGCUGACAUCGGGAUGGGUCGCGCGGAGGAGAAGAAGCACCGCGAGCCGCUCCGUCUCCGUGCAGGUGGCGCGCGGAGGACGAGCUGAUCCCACGGAGUAGAAAAAGAGGAGGAGGAGGAGGAAGAGGAGUAGAUCCCGCGAGACAAGAGGAGACGGACGCAGAGAACCAGAGAGACAGAACCCGGCCGCACGUGAGGCGCGCGAGCCCCCCGCAGAGAGGGGACUAAUCGAUAAUCGGAGGAGUGUUUUUUCUGGUACGCAGACGGAGGGAGAGCUUCUCCUCUCAGAAGACCGGCGCGAUGAAUCCCAUGACGCAGUUGUACUACAAGAAGGCGACGUACUCGCCGUACCGCGACCGCAUCCCGCUGCAGAUCGUGCGGGCGGAGGUGGAGCUGUCAGCGGAGGAGAGGGCCUACCUCACCGCUGUGGAGAAAGGUGACUAUGCGGGCGUCAAACACGCCCUCCGCGAGGCCGAGGUCUACUACAACAUGGACGUGAACUGCCUGGACCCGCUGGGCCGGAGCGCGCUCCUCAUUGCCAUCGAGAACGAGAACCUGGAGAUCAUGGAGCUGCUGCUGGACCACGGCAUCCACACGGGCGACGCCCUCCUCUACGCCAUCCGCAAGGAGGUGGUGGGCGCCGUGGAGCUGCUGCUGUCGCACCGCAGGCCCAGCGGCGAGAAACAGGUGCCCUCGCUGAUGAUGGACAGUCAGUUCUCAGAGUUCACCCCGGACAUAACUCCCAUCAUGCUCGCUGCUCACACCAACAACUACGAGAUCAUCAAGCUGCUCGUCCAGCGGAAGGUCACCAUUCCUCGACCACACCAGAUCCGAUGCGACUGUGUGGAGUGCGUGUCCAGCUCAGAGGUGGACAGUCUGCGGCACUCCAGGUCUCGACUCAACAUCUACAAGGCCCUGGCCUCGCCCUCGCUCAUCGCGCUCUCCAGUGAGGACCCCAUACUCACGGCCUUCCGCCUGGGCUGGGAGCUCAAGGAGCUCAGCAAGGUGGAGAAUGAGUUCCGGCAGGAGUACGAGGAGCUGUCCCAGCAGUGCAAACGCUUCGCCAAGGACCUUCUGGAUCAGGCCAGGAGUUCCAGGGAGCUGGAGACCAUCCUGAACCACCGAGACAACGACCAGAGCGAGGAGCUGGACCCCAGGCAGUGCCACGACCUGGCCAAGCUCAAGCUGGCCAUCAAGUACCACCAGAAAGAGUUCGUGGCUCAGCCUAACUGCCAGCAGCUCCUCGCCACGCUGUGGUACGACGGCUUCCCGGGCUGGAGGAGGAGACACUGGGCCGUCAAACUGGUCACCUGCUUCAUCAUCGGACUCCUGUUUCCCUUCUUCUCACUGAUCUACCUGCUGGCUCCUAAGAGCGCCCUGGGCCGCUUCAUCAAGAAGCCCUUCAUCAAGUUCAUCUGCCACACGGCGUCCUACCUGACCUUCCUCUUCCUGCUGCUGCUGGCCUCGCAGCACAUCGCCCGCACCAACCUGCACAUGCAGGGGCCCCCCCCCACGCUGGUGGAGUGGAUGAUCCUGCCGUGGGUGCUCGGGUUCAUCUGGGCAGAGAUCAAGGAGAUGUGGGACGGGGGCUUCACAGAGUACAUCCACGACUGGUGGAACCUGAUGGACUUCGCCAUGAACUCGCUCUACCUGGCCACCAUAUCGCUGAAGAUAGUGGCCUUCGUCAAGUACAACUCCUCUCGCCCCCGGGAGGAGUGGGAGAUGUGGCACCCCACGCUGAUCGCAGAGGCCCUCUUCGCCAUCGCCAACAUCUUCAGCUCGCUCAGACUCAUCUCGCUCUUCACCGCCAACUCCCACCUCGGGCCCCUGCAGAUCUCCCUGGGCCGGAUGCUGCUGGACAUCCUCAAGUUCCUCUUCAUCUACUGCCUGGUCCUGCUGGCGUUCGCCAACGGUCUGAACCAGCUGUACUUCUACUACGAGACCAAAGCCUCAGAGGAACCCAACAACUGCAAGGGCAUCCGCUGCGAGAGGCAGAACAACGCCUUCUCCACGUUGUUCGAGACCCUGCAGUCUCUCUUCUGGUCCAUAUUCGGGCUGCUCAACCUCUACGUCACCAACGUGAAGGCCCGCCACGAGUUCACCGAGUUCGUGGGGGCCACCAUGUUCGGCACGUACAACGUGAUCUCACUGGUGGUGCUGCUCAACAUGCUGAUCGCCAUGAUGAACAACUCGUACCAGCUGAUCGCCGACCACGCCGACAUCGAGUGGAAGUUCGCCCGCACCAAGCUGUGGAUGAGCUACUUCGACGAGGGCGGCACGCUGCCGCCUCCGUUCAACAUCAUCCCGAGCCCCAAGUCCGUCCUCUACCUGCUGCUGUGGCUGCACAACAAGCUGUGCAGGGGGGGCCCGGCGCCCGGGGAGGAAUCGCACAAGUGCGAAAACCUGCGGGAGUUCACGGAACGCCACGCCGACAGUCUGAUCCAGAACCAGCAUUACCAGGAAGUGAUCCGGAGCCUGGUGAAGAGGUACGUGGCGGCCAUGAUACGCAGCGCCAAGACGGACGAGGGACUGACGGAGGAGAACUUCAAGGAGCUGAAGCAGGACAUCUCCAGUUUCCGCUACGAGGUCCUGGAUCUCCUCGGCAACCGGCGUCCUCCACGGCGACACUACUCCUCAUCCAGCGACGCGGCGAGAGACGACGCCAUGGCCUCAGAGGACGACAGCGAAUCAGGUGACGGCGCCGGGGGCUCGAGGUCGAAGGGUGUGACCUUCAUGAACCCGCUGCAGGAUGAGGACAGGCCGUCGCCGAAGCUCGGCGUCUCUGCCCUGGUGCGCUCCGUGUCAGGGAUGCCCCAGGAGGAAGGAGGCGAGGAGGGCGUUGAGGAGGAACUGGAGGAGGGCGUCAGGUGGGGGGAAGAGGAGGAGGAAGAGGAGGCGAAACCAAAGAGCAACGGGCUGAGGACGGCCGUCGUCCCUCCGUCCUCCACCCACGUCCUCCCGUCCCCCUCCUUCUCCACCUCCUUCUCCUCGUCUUUCGCCCGCACCAGGAGCCGACUGCAGCGCCUCUCCACUCCGGGGUCGAAGACGGACUCUUUCAAGCGCCUCUCCUACCUGUUCUCGCGCUCCAAGCGCCGGGCCCCGCCCAUGCCGCUUUCCCUCCGGUCCCCGCCCUCCUACACCAUCUCGGACGGGCUGCUCCGCCCCCUGGGGAGCCACGGCCACGGCGUGACCCUGAGCGAGACCCGCCUGAACGAGGUGGGCCGCUCGAUGGACGUCGAUCGCCCCUCGUUCUCGCCGCGGAGAGCUAACGGGCGGGACUCCCUGCACACGCUGCCCCUCCCCCCGCCGUGCCCCUGCCAAUCCCUGCACUGUGCUUCCAACAUGUCCGAGUCCAGCUCGCGCCUCCUGGACUCCAGCGAGGACGUUUUCCAGGGCGGGGGCGUUGGAGGGGCGGGCGCGGACGGAAGAGGCGCGGUGACGAUCGGCGGGUGGGUGGGACCCUGCGACGACGCCAUAGAGGACUCGGUGACCACGCAGCUAUAGGAGGGACAGACAACAGUUUUUCUUUGUAUGUCUGCAAAAAAGAAAUGGCUGGACACAUUCAGGGGAAGAGAGACAAGCAGAGAGAGAAGGGGGGGCAACACUUUGUAGAGCGGAGCAGAUUCCCGUGAAGAUCCUCAAAUGGCAGAUGUUCAUAAAAAUAGUUUGACAUCAUAACUGGGUCGGUAUAUGGCGGGUGUCACAUUAUUGUUUAAUCUCGCUAGAUUGACUGAUACCGAGUGCGCUAACUUGCUAGAUAGGAAAGGGAGCUACCAAGUUAACCUGCUACCGAGUGGGCUAACUGUUAGCUAGAUAGCAAAGGGAGCUACCAAGUUAACCUGCUACCGAGUGGGCUAACUGUUAGCUAGAUAGCAAAGGGAGCUACCAAGUUAACCUGCUACAGAGUGGGCUAACUGUUAGCUAGAUAGGAAAGAGACUAACUAAAUGAAUAAGCCGUUAACAUACAACAUCUUUUUUGCAGCGGCACAUUUAUUGUUGUCGACGGCUACAACAAGAUAUAAAAAAUGGUUUAACUUUUGGGAAGCCGUGUUUGAGUCAAUCAAUCAUAGCUGGCAGAUAAAAAAAGGAGAAGUUAAUCAUUUUCGUGCGGGAUUAGCUCGAGCUUCCCUUUCCGUUAACCUGAAUAUAUCCUUCACGUUACAUUACUGUUGUUGUUUCCUAAUUCUUUCCCAUCCCCCACGUAUAAAAAAUGGCUUUUUCUCAUAACACAAAGAUUAAUGGUUUAAUUUAAAUUGACAGCAGUCACGAAUUCAUCACAAACUCCAGCCAAACUGUCUUUAUCGACGUCUGCCUCUUUUCCACGACACAAGAGAACAAUGGAGGAGAUUUUUUUGGGGGGGGGGGGGAAGGAUCUCAGGCGCAUUAUUAUCACCCCGGAAUCACAAGUAGCCAAAGCAACUUUUACAAGAAGGAUUUAUCUUUUAUUAUGAAUAUUCCAACGCAGGAUUUUUUUCUUCUGAUUCUCACCUUUUAACCACACGGAAUAAAAAUGGAAUUAAAUCCUCUGGAACUCGAAUGGAAAACCAAGACCCUGAAGUUUUCUCAGCCAACUGGAGCACAUCCAAAGAAGGGACCGGGGGCCAGAUGGAAUAAGCUCAUCUUUGACUUUGGUCGCCCGGUUGGAAAGGCGUCGCUCUGCAGGCGAUAGCCUGAACCCUCUCUCUCUCUCUGCAACAACAAGGGCCAAGGAACUUUAUUUUAUCCUCAUUACAGUUAUACUAGUAAUAAUAAUAACGCUAAUAAUAACAAGGGACUUCUAAUAGUAACGAGGACUAUUUGGGUUUCUUAAGACUGUCUUUGCUUAUAUUUGAGUUGCCUACGGAAUCCCGGCUUCUCGUUCAGCUCUUCCUAACAAGUACUUUAACCUGGUGAAUAGAAGUAUAGGGCGAUGUUUAUUG